AGAGGGCUUGUCGCGCAAGAUCCCGCCAUGGCUGUAAUCAGGUUCUACAGUACGGAGGCUGUUAGGGGGCGGGCCUUACAGAGAGCAGUCCAGCGCUACCCCCAGCUGUCAAUCACAAGUGAACUGUGCUACAACGUGGAGCUAACAGGGUGUGAAUGCCUUAGUGCAAAGGAGAAGGAGGUGCUCCUGUGGCUGUUCCGCCCCCCCCUGCAGACAGAGCCACUAUCUGAGAAACCAUACCUAACCGAGGGCAAUGGAGAGAGGCUGGUGGAGAUAGGACCCAGGCUGAAUUUCUCCACUGCAUGGUCUACAAAUGCUGUGUCCAUUUGCUGGAGUGCGGGCGUUAGCAAUGUUACGCGAGUUGAGCUGUCUCGUCGGCUUCUCAUCAAGCCCACGAAUGGAGGGAGUGUGAAUGAGCUCAAUGGAGACCUAGAGAAGCUGAUUGAGUGUUUGUAUGACAGUAUGACAGAAUGCGUCUACCAGAAUCCCAUAAUCUCAUUCUCUGUGGAGACCAAGCCGCAGGAGGUGUUUGAGGUGGAUAUUCUGGGGAAGGGGCGGGCAGCCUUAGAAACAGCAAACAAUGAUCUGGGCCUUGCCUUUGACUCUUGGGAUCUGGACUACUACACGGCGUUGUUCCAGAGGGUGAAGAGGAACCCGACUAGCGUGGAGUGUUUUGACUUGGCCCAGUCCAAUAGCGAGCACAGUCGCCAUUGGUUCUUCCGGGGACGAAUGGUGAUCGACAAACAGGAGCAGAAGGAGACUCUGUUUAGCCUCAUAAUGGGCACCCAGCAGCACAGCAACCAGAACAACGUCAUCAAGUUCUGUGACAACAGCAGUGGCGUCAGAGGAAUGGAGUUGGAGUUUAUUUACCCUAAAGACUCAUCACAGGCCAGUCCUUAUCAGACGCGUCGCUCACUAAGACAUGUCAUCUUCACUGCUGAGACACACAACUUCCCUACUGGUGUUGCCCCAUUCAGUGGUGCCACCACGGGGACAGGAGGUCGAAUCCGUGAUGUCCAGAGUGCUGGGCAGGGAGGCCAUGUCAUUGCUGGCACCGCAGGAUACUGCUUUGGCAACCUCCGCAUACCAGGUUAUAGUCUUCCAUGGGAGUGUGAAGGAGAGGGCUGGGAGUACCCCUCCAGCUUUGCCCCUCCUCUGCAAGUGGCCAUUGAGGCUAGUGAUGGAGCGUCGGACUAUGGAAACAAGUUUGGAGAACCCGUCUUGUCAGGUUUUGCCCGUUCUUUUGGCAUGCGAUUGGCUAAUGGAGAGAGGCGGGAGUGGGUUAAACCAAUCAUGUUCAGUGGUGGACUUGGUUCCAUUGAAGAUGCCCACGUGAAGAAGGAAGAGCCAGAAACUGGAAUGGAGGUGGUGAAGAUUGGAGGGCCAGUCUACAGGAUUGGUGUGGGAGGAGGAGCAGCCUCUUCUAUACAGGUCCAGGGGGACAACUCCAGUGCUAGGGAUCUGGGCGCAGUACAGAGGGGAGAUGCUGAAAUGGAACAGAAGAUGAAUCGUGCUCUAAGGGCCUGUCUGGAAAGGGCUGGCAAAAACCCCAUCUGUAGUAUACAUGAUCAGGGGGCAGGCGGAAAUGGUAAUGUGUUGAAAGAGUUGAGUGAGCCAGCAGGAGCUGUGAUCUACUCAAGUAGAUUUAAGAAAGGAGACCCUACGCUGAGUGUGUUGGAGCUUUGGGGGGCAGAGUAUCAGGAAAGCAAUGCCUUGCUACUCCGCCCAUCGGACUGCCCCUUCCUGGAGAGAGUGUGUCGGAGAGAGAAGUGUCCCGUUGACUUUGUAGGAAACAUUACUGGAGACGGAAAGAUCUUGUUGGUGGAUGAUGAGAGAGGUGGCAGAGAUCAGACCAACAGGGGGCGCUGUCCAGUUGACCUCCAGCUGGAGUGGGUUCUGGGGAAGAUGCCCCAGAAGGAGUUUGUGAUGGAGCGCUUGACUCCAGCCCUGGAGAGCCUGGUCCUUCCCACCCAGUUGACAGUUAGAGAUGCCUUGGAUAGAGUUUUACGUCUUCCUGCUGUGGCCUCCAAACGCUACCUGACCAACAAGGUGGACAGGUCUGUGACUGGUCUGGUUGCCCAGCAACAGUGUGUCGGUCCUCUUCACACCCCGUUGGCUGAUGUGGCUGUCGUUGCUCUGUCUCCAUUUGACCUUGAGGGGGCAGCGACAGCUAUCGGGGAGCAGCCCAUUAAAGGCCUGGUCUCGCCAGGGGCGGGAGCUCGCAUGGCUGUGGGGGAAGCUUUGACCAAUCUGGUGUUUGCCAAAAUCACAGCCCUCAAGGAUGUAAAGUGUAGUGGUAAUUGGAUGUGGGCUGCCAAGCUCCCUGGUGAGGGAGCUUGUCUCUGGGAGGCCUGCAAGGCCAUGUGUGAGGUCAUGGGUCAACUAGGAGUUGCUGUUGAUGGGGGCAAGGACUCUCUAAGCAUGGCCGCUAGAGUGGGAAAAGAAACUGUCAAAGCUCCAGGUGCUCUUGUUAUCUCGGUGUAUGUUCCGUGCCCUGACAUCACAGCCACUGUAACUCCCGACCUGGAGGAUCCAGAUGGCAGAGGUGUGUUGCUGUGGGUCCCCAUAAGUCCAGGCCAUCAUCGUCUUGGAGGCUCUGCCCUGGCUCAGUGUUACAACCAGCUGGGAGACCAGUCCCCCGAUCUGGACCAGCCGAAACUUCUGACUGCCUGCUUCAACACAACCCAGACACUCCUACAUGAUCGACUGCUAAGUGCAGGACAUGACGUCAGUGAUGGUGGCCUCAUUUCAUGUUUGCUGGAAAUGGCAUUUGCAGGAAAUCGUGGCAUUGAUAUUGACCUGUCCUCACAGGGUGUUGGAGUCUUGGAGUUGUUGUUUAGUGAAGAGCUGGGUUUGGUGCUGGAGGUAUCAGAAGCUGAUGCUGAAACUGUGUGUCAGAGAUACACUGAAGCGGGCCUACAGUGCCAUCGAAUUGGCAGAACCUGUGGCUUUGGACCACAGGCUAUGGUCCGUGUUUGUGUUGACGGACUAGAAGUCCUGAGUGAGGUGCUGCCUACUCUCAGGACAUGGUGGGAAGACACCAGUUUCCAACUGGAGCGCCUCCAGGCCAGUGAGCUCUGCGUAAGACAGGAAGAGGAAGGGCUAGCCAAGAGGACGCAGCCUUACUUUAAACUUACCUUUGACCCCUCAGAAAUGCUCAACAUCAGCCAACCUGGUGCAGGGCAGCCCCGUGUGGCUGUGGUCAGAGAAGAAGGCAGUAAUGGAGACCGAGAAAUGGCUGUAUCUCUGUAUAUGGCCGGCUUUGAGGUAUGGGAUGUGACCAUGCAGGAUUUGUGUUGUGGCUCCCUGACCCUGGAGCUCUUCAAAGCAGUAGUGUUUGUUGGAGGAUUCAGCUAUGCAGAUGUCUUGGGGUCGGCUAAAGGAUGGGCUGCCACUGCAGCAUACAACCUCCAGGCCAAGGCAGAAUUUGAACGCUUCCGUCGUCGGGAUGACACACUGAGUCUGGGUGUAUGCAAUGGCUGCCAGCUGUUAGCCCUGCUUGGCUGGAUUGGAGAGGACAAGGAUGGAGGAGAAUCUGAGGUGGUGCUGACUCAUAAUAAGUCUGGCAGGUUUGAGUCUCGGUUCGUCAGCGUCGGGAUCCAGGCCUCCCCAUCUGUCUGGCUCAGAGGCAUGGAGGGCUCGGCUCUGGGAGUGUGGGUCGCACAUGGAGAAGGUCUGAUGCAAUUCCGUACGCCCCAGGCCCAGGAGCAGAUAAUAUCUGGUGGACUGGCCCCUCUGCGCUACCUGGAUGACCAGGGUCAACCCACUGAGGAGUACCCUCUUAACCCUAAUGGCUCUCCCCAGGGUCUGGCAGGGCUGUGCUCCAGGGACGGGAGACACCUGGCCAUGAUGCCCCACCCUGAGCGCUGCACCCUUGGCUGGCAGUGGCCCUGGGCCCCAAGGGACUUCCGCUCCUCUCUCAACCCGUCACCCUGGCAGCGUAUGUUCAAGAACGCCGUCGACUGGUGCAGCAAUGCCAAGCGAUAAUUUGCUCAUACACUCUCUCUG
Lampris incognitus (smalleye Pacific opah) is the source of this 4008-nucleotide messenger RNA. It is a transcript of the gene pfas, whose product is annotated as phosphoribosylformylglycinamidine synthase. Gene Ontology annotation, biological process: 'de novo' IMP biosynthetic process. The coding region runs from base 28 to 3987 and encodes 1319 amino acids. Lineage: Eukaryota; Metazoa; Chordata; Actinopteri; Lampriformes; Lampridae. The record is from RefSeq and is a predicted model, not a curated record. The transcript has 28 exons. Gene Ontology annotation, molecular function: phosphoribosylformylglycinamidine synthase activity.